Molecule: messenger RNA, 5772 nt
Organism: Rotaria sp. Silwood2
Lineage: Eukaryota; Metazoa; Rotifera; Eurotatoria; Philodinida; Philodinidae
Source: the annotation of a GenBank genome assembly
AUGCAACGAACACCAAUACUUCGAACAUCAUCAUCAUCUGAUAAGUUAAAUGAUUCGUCUUCAUCUCGAGUUUUGAUUCAUAGUAUUGAACAAACCAUUGAACAUACAUUACCUUUAAACAUAAUACCAAAAUCAUCGAUAAUAACAAAUCAACGUACAAUUCAAACACAAACAACACAAAAUAUUCAAUCAUCAUAUCCAUCAAAAUCUAUUCCAUCGUUUGCUGAAACUCAAUUAUUAUCUGUUUAUUAUCCAUCUAAAAAUUCUUCAAAUUUAUCAAAUAAUGAUAAAUGUAUAUUUUUUGAACAACAAAAUCGUCAACCAAUACGUUAUCGUACAACAUAUGAACCAUUAUCAUUAACAAAAUCAACACAAACAUCACCAUCAUUAAUACCAUUAUCAACACAUAGUUCAACAUUAAUUAUUCAUGGAAAUAAUCCUAAUUAUAAACAACAUUUAAAAAUUCAUUCAGGUAAUCAAAAUUUAUCAAAUGAUUUUAUUAAUGAAUAUUCAUCACCAAAAGAACUUAUUGAAGAUUCAAAUUAUUCCUAUGAAGAAUAUAUUGUAAAUUAUGAUGAAAAACAAAAUGAAACAUCAUCAUCAUCAUCAUCAUCGGUAACUACUGUUAUUGCAAAAAAUAAUGAACUUAAUUCAAAUACUAUUAAUAAUCAACGAAUAUCAAGUUGGCCACCUGUUCCCGAUGAUAUAAUACCCAUAGAUAAUCAACAUGAAAAUGAUGAAGAAAAACGUUUAUCACGUGUAAAAUUUGCUGAAAAUUUAACUCAUAUAAUACCAUUAUCAACAACAAAUAUCAAUGAAAAAACUUCAUUAUCUGAUAUUAAUUCUCAUCAUAUAUCUGAACAAUUACAACAAUUUGAUUAUCAGCCAAUAAAUCAAUCAAAAUCGAUUCAAAUUCAUAUAGAUAAAUCUGAUAAUCAAGCAAAUAUACCAACAACUAGUAAUCGUGUUAAUACAUUACGUACAUUAUUUGAACAACAAAAUAAAUCAUCAUCAAUAUUAACGAGUCCAAUAAAACAAAUUGAACCUAAAGAAAAUUUAUCAAAAUAUGGUGAUGAAAUACGUUUUCAUACAAAAGAUUAUAAUACAUCAACAAUUCAUCAUGCUGAACCAGUUCAAAUUAUUCAACAUAGAAUAAAUUCUUCUAAUUAUAAUACACAAGAUGAUCAAUCGAUAGCACCAUUUAAACUUGAUCAAAUACGACAGAUAACUGGUAGAUCAUUGACAAAUCUUAAUGAUGUUGGACAUUAUUUACAGGAUGGUCAUACAUGGCAAUGGAAUGAAAUCUUUUGGUUAAGUUUAACUAAUACUCAACAAGAUCAAUUAAAAGAUCUUGAAUAUCAAUUACAUAUGCAUCAAAAUGAUUCAAAAUAUUUAUCAUUAUCUACUAAUGAUAUGAAAAAAUUUCAAUCAACAAUAAAUAUAACUGGAGCUGGAGUAUGGCAACAACAUAAACCAGAAAGAUCAUCAUCAAACUUAACAAAAUAUAGUGAAAUAAAUGCAAUAGAUGAAAUAAAUCCAUCUAUUAGUAUUAUAAGUUCAACACCAAAUACAACUGAUGUAAAAAUUGAUUCAAAACAAAUAUUAACAUCAAAUAAACGAACUGAUAAUCAAAUAACAAUUAUUGAAGAAUCAUUUACAAAUCCUAUUAAUUCAGAUAAGACUAAUAUCGAUUUUUAUGAACAAUUUCAAUCUGAUCCAUUAAGUUAUGAACAAUUUAUAUAUGAUUAUUUAUCAACAUAUGCAAAACAUAUACGUUCAAAUGAUAAUACAUUAAUUCUUGUUAUUAAUGAACAACAAAUACAUAUGUCAAAUAUACAUUUACCAUCAUCAAAUGAUAAUUUUACUUUAACUAAAAAUAUUUAUUCAGAUUUUAUUGAUAAAGAUUUAUUACCAUUUGAAACUGAAUCAAAUCAAUUAGGUAUAUUUAUAUAUGGAGAAGUAAUUAUAUUACCUAUUGAACAAUGGUUAUUAUAUCGAAAAAAAUAUCAUAAUGCACAAUGGAUACAGAAACUUAAACGUGUCAAUCGACAUAUACCAACACAAUUACUACCAAUAAUUGAAGAAUGGCUUGCUGAUCAUACAAUAUUAUUAUUAGAUGAACAAAAACUUAAUGUUGAUGGAUUAAUUAUUCCACUUAAAGGUAAAUCAGGCUUACAUAUAAUAGAUUCAUAUAAAACUCAACACGACGAACAAAAUUAUUGGAAUGAAAUAUUAAAAUAUUUAAUACAUAUUGGUCAUGUAUCAUAUAAUACAAAUGAAAAACUUGUUCAUAUAGCUAAUAGUGAACUUGAUGUUCAACGUAUUUUAGCAUCAGAAUCAUUUUCAUCAUUGGAACUUAUUGAACGUAUAGGAAAAUAUCUUCGUACAUUAGAUAAUGUUCAUUUUGAAAAUGAUUCAUUAUUUUUAACUGAUAAUUUUCUUCUACCAAAUGAAUAUAUUCAUCAACUAUUAAUUAAAUAUAAACAAGGUGAAGAUUUAAAUGCUAAUGAAUUAGCACGUUUAUUAUUAGAAAUAUGUCAUAUUAAUGAGGAUAAUAAUAAUCAAAUAAUAAUUUUAACAUUUAAUAAACAAAUAUUAGAAAUAAAAAAUACUGAAAAUAAUUUAAAUAAUAAUCAUAUUAAUAUUUUAAUUGAAUGGCUUAAUAAUUUAAAACAAAAAAAAUUAAUUGAAAUAACUGAUAACAAUGAUAUUAUUAUUUAUUUUAAUGAUAAAAAUAAUUUUAAACAACAAUUAUUUAUUAAACAUGAAUAUAUUAAUACAUAUAUGAAAACAAAUAAUAAUAAUAAUAAUAAACAAACAAAUAUUAUUAAUAUAAAUGAUAUAGCUAAUAUUUUAUUUUUAUAUAAUUAUGUUCAAUAUUCAUCUGGUCAAUUUAUAUUUCCUAUAUUAAAUAUUAUAUUAGAUACAGAUGAAUUAAUUUGGUUACAAUCAAUUAUACAUUCUAUUCAAUCUAAUGAUCAUACACAAGAAAAUGAUAUUGAAUUAUUUGAUGGUCAAAAUACACAAACACUUCAUAUACCAUAUGAAUAUAUGUCACCAACAAAUAAUAUUAAAACUAUAGCUAAUUAUUUAUUUCAACAUGGACAUAUUCGACAUGAUGUUAAUACAGGAAAUUAUAUAUAUCGUUAUAUAUCAUCAGAUGAAAAUAAUCAUUCGAUCAAUGAACAUACAAAUCAACAUCAAUUACUUUCAUCUCAUAUUCAACAUAUACAUAUUGAUAAAAAUCAUAAACGUAUUGAACUUGAAUUUGUUCAUGAUUCAAAUCAUUAUCUUUUAUUACCCUCAAAUUGGUAUCAACAAAUAUUAGAACAUCAAUUUAAUCGUUCUUAUAUUAUUGAUAUGGUAAUAAGAAAUGGUGGUACUUUUGAUCGAGAUAAUUUUAUUUUUAAUGGUGACUCGUAUUUAUUAAAACCUUCAAAUGACUUAACAUUAGAUUUACUUUCAAAACAAAAAGAAAAUCUUAUUGAUAAUUAUGUUGAAUAUAUAAAUAAUCAAGGUGAAAUAAAAUAUGAUAAUAAAAAUCAUUUAUUAAUAUUAGAAAAUUUAUCUGAUGGUUCAAAAUUAUAUUUAACACCUGAACAUACACAAUUCAUACAUAAAAAUCAAUAUCGACGAGAAGAUAUGAAAUCUAUACUUAUAAAAUAUAGUCAAUUAAAACAAGAUGAAUUUAAUAAUUGGUUAUUAUAUUAUGAUAAUCAAUAUAUACAAAUUCCAUCAUUAAAUAUAAAUAAUAAAAAUUAUGAACAAUAUUCUAAUAAUAAAAUAGAAUUACUUAAUCAAUAUCAUAAAAUAAUUGAUUAUAUGUAUAAUCAUAAUUUAAUAACAUAUAAUAAAAAUUUAAAAAUAUUUCAAAUAAAAUUUUCAAAUGAAAUUUUAAUAAUACCAUUAAAUCAAUUACAAUCAAUAAUUAAUAUGAAAAAUUUUCAUUUAUUAAAUAAUGAUAUUUUACCAUUUAAUAGUUAUCAAUUAUCACAAUGGUUAUUAAAAAAUUCUAGUCAAAUAAAUUAUUAUAAAAAUAAUUCUAUUGAAAUUAUUUAUAAAAAUAAAUUUUAUUAUUUACCAUUAAUUUAUUUAAAUCAACAACAACAACAACAACAACAACAAGAAAAUUAUCUUGAUUCAAAAUUAAAAUUAAUUUUUCCAUUUAAUAAAUCUUUACGUCUUAUACAAAAAACACCAUCAACAACAACAUUAGAUAUUGAACAACCUUCAAUAGAAAAUAAUUAUACCAUUGAUCCAUUAUUAAUACUUGCAAAUUAUAUACAUCGUACUAGUAGAAUAUAUCAAGAUGAAUUAGGUCGUUUAGUUAUUAAAUUAAAUCAUAAUGAAAUUGUUAUACCACAUAUUGAAGCUGUUAAUUCAAUUGAAGCUAUAAAUAGAUCUCCACAACGUACUGGUAGUAUAAUUGCACGUUUAAUUGAUCGUAUUGGAAAAGUUCAAUCAAAUGGUGCUGGAGGAUUAAUAAUAGCAAUUGGAAAAAGUUCAUUUGAAUUAUCAAAAGAAAUAAUUGAUAAUUCAUAUAAAAAGAAUUCAAAUUUACAAAAUUCACAUUUAAUAUCGGAUCAUUAUCGAUCUACAAAAUCUCCUAACUUACCAUUAUUAAGACAUUCAAAAUCAGCUAGUACUUUAUCAUCAUCAAGUAUUGGAGAACAUCCAUCGUUUAAUGAUGAUCAACAAAUGCUUUAUACAAGAGAUGGUCGUGGUGAUGCAAGAUAUUUAAAUUUAACUUAUAUGGAUAAUUUAGAACAAGAUCAUACAAAUUUUCAAACAAGUUUAGAUUUGAAACCAUGUUUACUUAUUAUACCUGAUGAUGAAACAAUUCCAUCAUCGAAUCGUACAACACGUUUUUAUAUUCAAUAUACAAAUGAACAUGAUUCAUCAUCGAAUAGUAAUUUAAAUUCUACAAUGAUGUCAUCAAGUCAAAAUACUGUUCGAUCAACACAACCACAAUUAAUAUCUCCAUAUCAUUAUCAAAAUAUUGCACUUCGAGAAGCACCUGUUUAUUUAUAUAGACAAGGUGACAAUAAAAUUUAUUAUGAAAAUCUUGCUCAAUAUUUAUCUAUUGAACAAUCUUAUUUAUCAUCACGUACUGUUCGUCGUAUGUUAAAAUUUUCAUCUCGAAAUGAAUAUUUUACUUAUUUAUGUAAGAAAAUGUCAGCUAUGUUUGCUGAACAACUUGUUCAAGAAAGUGAAAAAUCAUCUAGUAAAGAUGAAAAUAUUAAUCUUAUUGGUAAUAAUAGUCAACAAAGAUCAAGAUCACAAGAUACAUUUUAUAAUAUACAAAAUGGUCCAACAAUAAAUAUGUCUGAAGAACAACAACAAGAUAAUUAUUAUAAUUUUUCAUCAAAAAUAAUUGAUCGAAGUCCAUUAUUAUCAAGUCGAUCACCACAAUCAAUUAAUGGUACAGGUGUUCAAAGUUUAAUAACAUCAGAAAAGAAUGUAACAUUACCUCGAAGUGCUACUUUAUCAGGACAGAGUAAUGAUGGAGAAAGUGAAAGUCGCACGAGUGUUUCACGUAGUGCUAGUGCUGCUGCAAAAGUGAUUACAAGUAAAUCGGAUACAAUAAAAUCAACUACAUCAUCAUCGGGACCUUCAAGUCGAGAGGUCUCACCAAAUCGUACAAAUGGUAGUAAAGGUACAACAGAAGAUGAAGUAAAAAAGGAGAAAAAAUCGAAAUUUCGAACACCAUCAUUUCUUCGAAAACGUAAAGAAAAAAAAGAAGCUGCAAGCAAAGAUAAAUCAGAAAAAUGA